AUGAUAGUGUUGGGAUUGGAUUGGGCCUACUCGUCCCAAGGCCCAAACCAAACCAAAGGCCCAAAACAGAGUAUUAGGUCGAGGGGUAGAUUCUUCAAAUCUCCUCGACGUGCGUCCUACACAGAGUGGUAUAAAUACGGAAUAGCAUGUCUUGUCAAAGAAAGGGGGAUCCAGGCUGACACACAAAGACAGAGAGACGCUCCUCAACGUUCACAAGCUCCUCACCUCGUUCCAAGCUCCUCAAGCAAUCAGCUCUUCCUCGUCAACAAGCUCCUCAGCUCGUCCUGGACAACAAGCGAUCAGCUCGUCUUCGUCAACAAGCUCAUCAACUCGUCAUGCACAACAAGCAAUCAGCUCGUUUUCAUCCUUGGAUCGUCCAGCUCGCAACCCAUCCUUGGACACGAAGCUCAUCUUCGGGAACCAGGAUCGUCCACAAGCAAUCAGCUUGUUCUCAUCUUGGAUCGUCCAGCUCGAAAUCCGUCUUUGGACGCGAAGAACACCUUCAGAUGUCAGGAUCAUCUUAAGGAAUUAAGCUCGUCCUUAUACGUCAAGGCCGUCCUCGGACAUCAAGAUCGCCUUUCCGGCCACUAUCCCGUCUUGCACCAACUAUCGGCUCGUUCUUUCUCCAUCCAUACUCGUUAA
Molecule: messenger RNA, 642 nt
Organism: Arabidopsis thaliana (thale cress)
Lineage: Eukaryota; Viridiplantae; Streptophyta; Magnoliopsida; Brassicales; Brassicaceae
Exons: 2
Coding region: 1-642 (213 amino acids)
Source: RefSeq, marked reviewed